CAGACACAAGCCAGCAGCCCUGUCCCGUCUUGUAUUUCCCACAUGUCGCGAAAGCAGGUGGAUCAUGACUACAGCCUCCGUAGUAUGAGCAACCUGAUGGGCGAGCGCUGGAAGAAAGUGGACGAUGGAGGAGAGCGGAGUCUCAUCAAGGCUCCGUCCAGCGCCAGCAUCAGCACCCAGGGCGCCGCUGCCGGAGGGUCCGCCGCCAGUGCCCCUGGAGCGGCUGCCGGGGGAGCGGCAGGAGCCGCAUCCACUUCCUCCGCCGUGGACCUGGAGAGGGCUGCCCGCAAGCAGUUCCAGCAGGAUGUCACGCCGGGCUUCGUCUACGUCCUGGCCGUGUUCUCCGCGCUGGGGGGCUUCCUGUUCGGCUACGACACCGGGGUGAUCUCCGGGGCGAUGCUCCUGCUGAAGCGGGAGCUGGAGCUGAGCGCCCUGUGGCAGGAGCUGCUCAUCUCUUGCACUGUGGCCGCGGCCGCCGUGUCUGCGCUGCUGGGCGGCUUCCUCAACGGGCUCUUCGGGCGCAGGGUGUGCAUACUGCUGGCCAGCUUCUCCUUCACGCUCGGGGGGAUCGUGCUGAGCACCGCCCCCGGGAAAGAGGUGCUGCUGACGGGGAGGCUCAUCGUGGGAGUCGGGCUCGGCAUUGCUUCGAUGACAGUGCCUGUGUACAUCGCUGAGGCCUCUCCGCCCCACCUCAGAGGUCAGCUGGUGACCGUCAACACCCUCUUCAUCACCGGGGGACAGUUCACUGCCAGCCUCAUUGACGGCGCCUUCAGUUACCUGCAGCGCGAUGGGUGGAGGUACAUGUUGGGUCUGUCAGUGGUUCCCGCUGUGCUCCAGUUCAUUGGAUUCCUGUUCCUGCCGGAGAGCCCUCGCUGGCUAAUCCAGCGUGGGCUGACCCAGAAGGCCCGCCGCGUGCUCAGUCAGAUCCGAGGCAACCAGAACAUCGACGAGGAGUACGACAGCAUCAAGAACAGCAUCGAAGAGGAGGAGAAGGACAGCGGAGGAAAUGGCCCAGUGAUCUGGCGGAUGCUGACCUACCCGCCGACUCGGCGCGCCCUCCUGGUGGGCUGUGGUCUUCAAAUGUUCCAACAGCUUUCAGGAAUCAACACCAUCAUGUACUACAGCGCCACCAUCCUGCAGAUGUCUGGAGUGCGGAAUGACAGGCUGGCAAUCUGGUUGUCCGGGCUCACCACCCUCACCAACUUCCUGUUCACCCUGCUGGGAGUGUGGCUGGUGGAGAGAGUGGGACGUAGGAAGCUCACUCUGGGCAGCAUCAUAGGCACAAGUUUGAGUUUGAGUCUGUUGGCCACCGGUUUUCUGAUAUCUGCCCAGCACAGUCCUCCUGUCACCUUCCACCCAUUAGACCCCGCCAUGGCCAACUCUACUUGCUCCAAGUACCAGCUGUGUGAGCCGUGCAUGCUGGACCCUGGGUGUGGCUUCUGUUACCGUGAGAAUGGCUCGGCACUCCUCGCCUCCUCCUGUGUUGCAGUCAAUAAGGCCUCCACCGAGCGAGCCGCAUGGGGCAGAUGCUCCAACUCCAGCCUGAUGAGAGAUCAGACGUACUGGGCCUACAACUACUGUCCCACCUCCUACUCCUGGCUGGUUCUGCUGGGUCUGGUGCUCUACCUGGCUGCUUUCGCUCCAGGGAUGGGUCCAAUGCCGUGGACCAUCAACUCAGAGAUCUACCCGCUGUGGGCGAGGAGCACAGGGAACGCCUGCGCUGCCGGAAUCAAUUGGACCUUCAACAUUCUGGUGUCUGUCACCUUCCUCCACCUGGCUCAGUACAUCACCUACUAUGGAGCUUUCUUCCUCUACUCCAGUAUGGCCUUACUGGGUUUCAUCUUCAUCUACGGAUGCCUGCCAGAGACCAAAGGCCGGCGUCUGGAGGAGAUCGAGGCGCUUUUCGAGAACCAGCUCUGCUCCUGUGGCGCCACCGAUUCUGACGAGGGACGGCAGGUCGAGUACAUCCGGGUCAAAGGCUCAAACUAUCAUCUAUCAGACAACGACGCAUCUGACGUGGACUAG
Messenger RNA from Pleuronectes platessa (European plaice), 2025 nucleotides. RefSeq names its product proton myo-inositol cotransporter-like. NCBI's taxonomy places the organism in Eukaryota, Metazoa, Chordata, Actinopteri, Pleuronectiformes, Pleuronectidae. Gene Ontology annotation, molecular function: myo-inositol:proton symporter activity. Bases 43 to 2025 code for a protein of 660 amino acids. The record is from RefSeq and is a predicted model, not a curated record. Gene Ontology annotation, cellular component: membrane. Gene Ontology annotation, biological process: transmembrane transport. The transcript is spliced from 10 exons.